This is a messenger RNA of Helianthus annuus (common sunflower), 756 nucleotides long. Its product is annotated as probably inactive leucine-rich repeat receptor-like protein kinase At5g48380. The record is from RefSeq and is a predicted model, not a curated record. Bases 1 to 756 code for a protein of 251 amino acids. NCBI's taxonomy places the organism in Eukaryota, Viridiplantae, Streptophyta, Magnoliopsida, Asterales, Asteraceae. Gene Ontology annotation, biological process: protein phosphorylation. The transcript is spliced from 2 exons. Gene Ontology annotation, molecular function: protein serine/threonine kinase activity.
AUGAGAUUGAGUGAUCUGAUGAAAGCCGCCAACAGUUUUAGCAAAGACAACAUAAUCGGGUGGGGAAGAACGAGUUCUUCAUACAAAGCAACACUUGAAGACACUUGGCAUUCCGAGAAAGAAUUCGCAUCAGAAAUGGCAACACUUGGGAACGUGAAACACUGGAACCUGGUCCCACUUUUAGGCUUUUGUGUCACAAAACACGAACGGCUUUUAGUCUACAAAUACAUGCCAAACGGUACCCUGCACGAUAAUCUACACCCCGUUGGCAAAACCAAAAAUGUGUCAAAUAUGGAAUGGUGGGUCCGGUUAAAAGUGGCUAUUGGUUCAGGCUAUUGCCGAAGCAUGGUACCAAUAAAAUUCACAGAACAUAAUUUUAAUGACGACAUUCUACAAAAUAAUGUCACCAUUCGUUAUGGACCUAAUGAAUGGACUGUUAAGAUUAACAAGUUGUGGAAUAUUCAUUACUACAUACUCGACUUCUCACAGAUUUCGGCUGAUAUUUCUUUUUUGAUGUGGGACUGUUUAGUGUUUGAAAAAGUUGAAGAAUAUACAUUUAAUCUGAUAAUUUCCCGCCCCUAUGAUGUUGAUGCGUUAGUUGCUGACUUGGCACGUACAUUCCGUGAAUACCAACCUAUAGCUCUGCCAGAAAAUGUAUUUGUCCAUCAUACUGACGAAGAAAUUCAGCAUGGCAUGGGUGAAGAUACUUUUCCAUCUGAAGAUGUUGAUGUUGACACUGUUGUGUUGUGUAUCUGA